Messenger RNA from Panicum virgatum (switchgrass), 766 nucleotides. Its product is annotated as dolichyl-diphosphooligosaccharide--protein glycosyltransferase subunit DAD1-like. The record is from RefSeq and is a predicted model, not a curated record. The transcript is spliced from 6 exons. Lineage: Eukaryota; Viridiplantae; Streptophyta; Magnoliopsida; Poales; Poaceae. Gene Ontology annotation, biological process: protein N-linked glycosylation. Gene Ontology annotation, cellular component: membrane; oligosaccharyltransferase complex. The coding region runs from base 169 to 513 and encodes 114 amino acids.
CGGCUCACGGCUCACGGCUCAGGGUUCAUCUCUUUUCCCUUCUCUCGGACUCUCUCCUCAUCUCUUCCUUCCCUGGCGGCGACGACUGGGCGAGCGGCGGCGCCAUUUGUCACGUCUUCGCCCAGCCCUUUGCCGGCGACGAGCGCAUCCUCCAGCCACUUCUUCGAGAUGCCGAGGGCCACGAGCGACGCAAAGCUUCUGAUCCAGUCCCUCAACAAGGCGUAUGCUGCCACACCGACAAAUCUUAAGAUUAUCGACUUGUACGUGAUUUGUGCUCUCGCUACCGCCGUGAUUCAGGUUGCAUACAUGGGAUUGGUUGGGUCAUUCCCUUUCAACUCCUUCCUCUCAGGUGUACUUUCAUGCAUAGGAACUGCAGUGCUUGCUGUUUGUCUCCGCAUUCAAGUGAACAAAGACAACAAGGAAUUUAAGGAUCUACCCCCAGAAAGGGCCUUUGCUGACUUUGUUCUGUGCAACCUGGUGCUCCACCUGGUGAUCAUGAACUUCCUUGGAUAAGCAACUGCCGUACACCGAGUGGUUAAGAUUUUGCAGCCCCAGAUUUUGGUCGCUGAUCAGUGUUUUAAAGUUUGGAACUGUCAUAAUACCGAGUAUCCAUAUGAUCUCUCACAUAUUACCUAUGUAAAGCUAGAAUUCUCGAGGAACUGUUAGUCGAAUGGACAGUGUUGAUCCAGUAUUGACAAUGUUAUACUGCGAGCAUUUGCGUAAUUUCAAGGAAGUGAAAUGGCUAUGUUACAUCAUUUUAGCUGAA